Messenger RNA from Protopolystoma xenopodis, 210 nucleotides. The record is from the annotation of a GenBank genome assembly. Lineage: Eukaryota; Metazoa; Platyhelminthes; Monogenea; Polystomatidea; Polystomatidae.
AUGGAUCUUCGUCCACAGACGACAGUAACAUGGGCCACUAUUCUGCAGGUACGUACAGGGAAUCCUAGUGGCAACUGGCGAAAAAGAUACGAAGAAAAACUGGGUUUCGAUGAAUCUGCUGAGAUAACAUUGUUAGAGGGACCUUCAUUUCGUAUGCAAGUGCAUGAAGAAGAGAUUCGUUGGUCGAUCUCACCAGAUGAGGACGGAUGA